This is a messenger RNA of Musa acuminata AAA Group (dessert banana), 1839 nucleotides long. Its product is annotated as guanylate kinase 1-like. The record is from RefSeq and is a predicted model, not a curated record. Bases 258 to 1547 code for a protein of 429 amino acids. Gene Ontology annotation, biological process: purine nucleotide metabolic process. Gene Ontology annotation, molecular function: GMP kinase activity. Gene Ontology annotation, cellular component: cytosol. Lineage: Eukaryota; Viridiplantae; Streptophyta; Magnoliopsida; Zingiberales; Musaceae. The transcript has 10 exons.
GAGAGAGAGAGAGCGCGCUUCUUCCUUCGAGAACAGGCCAACAGCCUCCUCUAUUUAAAGGAAGGGGGAGGGGGAGAUCGGUGGGAAGAAAGUAGGGAAUUGAGAAGGAAAAGGGCAAUAAGAUUGGCUGUUCGUGAGCUGUUUUCUCUGGACCAGCCUUUGGUUGACACCAGAAACACCAGAUCUCCAAGACCUCACACGGAUCGAGGUUGGUUCUCAGAUUCAGGGGCAGGCUUGUAGAAGCAAGACUAAUUUUGAUGGGGGAAGAAGCACCUGAGCAUCUUUUGAACAGCUUGGAUGGGCAGUUACCUGUUGCUUGUGAUUCUGAAUCGAAAGACUAUCAGACGUCUACCAUUGUUGAUGAUAAGACAUAUGUAGUUGAAGGAUCUGAGGAUGGAGGCAAGUCAUGGAUAAAUGUCAAAAUUUUUGAUAAUUUGACAAGAUCAUGGUUGAUUCCUACUGUCCUGGGUAUGAAACCUGUUCAACUGAAAGGUCACUCGACUCUUCUUCUGAACAAUGGACGGAUAUUGAUUGUAAAGAAGGAUUAUCCAUUGGAUGAUUGCAUCUGGUUUCUUGAGGUGGAUACCCCUUUUGUUAAAGAGCAAAAGAAAUUACUUGGAACAGAAGUAGUUGCCUGGAGUAAGGGUGUCAUUGGCAGUGCCCCAAAACCAAUUGUAAUCAGUGGACCUUCUGGGGUUGGCAAAGGCACCUUGAUAAACAAACUUAUGAAGGAAUUUCCAUCAAAAUAUGGGUUUUCUGUUAGUCACACAACUCGAGCACCAAGAGAGAAGGAAUUGGAUGGAGUUCAUUAUCACUUCACCGAGCGAAGCCUUAUGGAGAAAGAUAUAAGAGAUGGGAAAUUUCUUGAAUUUGCAUCAGUUCAUGGAAAUCUUUAUGGUACAAGUAUUGAAGCAGUUGAGGCAGUUACAGACUCUGGGAAGAGAUGCAUUCUGGACAUUGAUGUUCAAGGAGCUAGAUCAGUGAGGGCAAGUUCUCUUGAUGCUAUAUUUAUCUUUAUCUGUCCUCCAUCAUUUGAGGAGCUGGAGGAGCGUCUACGUGCACGUGCUACUGAGACUGAGGAACAGGUCCAGAAGAGACUAAGAAAUGCCAGAGCAGAGCUUGAUGAAGGAAGAUCUCCUGGUCUUUUCGAUCAUAUUUUGGUGAACGAUGACUUGGAAACAUGCUAUGAGACUCUUAAGAAAUUACUUGCUUCUGAUGAAAAUGCUAAUACCCUAAAUCAACCAAGUAAGUUACUAGCUCCUGGUGCUUUUGUGGUAUUAUGCUACUAUUUGGAAGAAAAACAUAUAUAUCACCUUGUUCAUGCAGCUACAAAGAACUUGAAAGUUCAUGUGUCUCACAUGGAAUCUAGGGCGGAUCCAAAAAUCCUUUUACACUGUGGCACUAAUGGCACUGGUGUAAAAGUACCUAGUUUGUUUAUGCUUGACAUAUCAUCACUUAAAGGAGGUGCUCCUGGCCGAACAAGAGGACUCAAUGUAUAUACAGUUGAGUCAUUACGUGAUGGUGUUAACAGGAUCAAACAACUCUGACAUCCCAUGAAUUAAGCAACCGACGGAGGACAUCUGUACCAGCACUGACUCGUUUUUGGACUGAUUUAGACUGUCACAAGAGCUAUUAAUAUCUGAACUCUUACACUGAGAAAUAUGUGUUUCUGGCAAGCAUUCCAAUUAGGUAGCUGUUCCUAAGAUAUCCGUUACUAUUGUGAGAGUGAUGGACUUUAGCAAGGCAUGAUUUACGAAAUUCUGAUUUUAUAAACAAGAUUUGUGUUCUCAUUCAUUAGAGAUAAAAUGUGAAGAAAAUGCCAAUCUUGUUCUGUGGUUA